UAAGUUAUACUCAAGCUUGUCCUCGAGGUUAGCAUUUAUCACAUGUAGUAACACAUACGGUGUCGCCAUUCACGCACUUUAUUUCGGAGACUUAGCGGCAAAAACAUUUGCUCAAACAUUUUUUUUUUUUUUUUUUUUGGCGGGUAUAUUGUAACUUAUCUUACCUGGCUUCUACCCGAAUUCGCGCCAUCAUUCACAUUUCAGUGCUCCGCCACUCCGCACGUGAAAAAUUACGCCGCGAAUAAACGAAAUAAUCAUGGUCAAACGUACACGUACGAAUUCAAAUGAUUAUGAGUGCAUUGCGAGAAAAGUUAAAAAACUCGAACGCAUGUUAAUUCGUGCACGGCGUAAACGUAGUGAUCGACAAGGAUCUGCCGCAUCGCUGUCGCCGUCUUCCGGAUCACAAUCGUCGUCGUCCAGUUCAUCUUCGUCACGGUCCAGGUCAGCUUCACCGCGCCCGCGGCACCGCGCACCCUCAAGACCUCGUUCGUCGCAGGAGCCGAUAAUCAUUGAAGACGUGCCCGACAACGAACAGGAAUCCAGUGUAAGGGUCAUCCACCCCGCGCCCGUCCGGCCAACGGAAAGAUUGGCCACACCUCUUCAGAUGCGCGCAGCAGAGAGCCCAGCAGCGCCUGCUCCACCGCUGACGAGAAGGUCUGCGCCUGCUUUACUUUCGACAAGCGCCGAGCCAGCCCCGACCCCACAAUUAUGCGUCGCUCAGGAGGUAAACAACUCACCAACAUCGUUGCCGCUAGGCGAGCCAGCUAUGGACGCCUCUGACGCAAUGGUUCUCGACGAAGAUCUCCUUAAAAUAUUAGGGGACGACCCCUCUCAAGUCAGAGUCUACGGCAAGGAGAUCAGACCUGAUCUUGCAGUACGCUUGCAACAUAUAGCUACUAAUGGGCUAGGUAAAGAUACACGUAAGGAACUUUUAGACAGGUACUUACCUCCUGCAAAUAGCGCCUUGAUUGAUGCACCUACCCUCAAUCCUGAGGUAAAAGCCGCCGUCCAUGAACAUGUCUUUAAGAGGGACAAAAGCAUAGAAAUACGACAGAAACAGAUUUCAUCUGCAAUUUCCGCCUUAUCAGAGAGCCUUACCUUGCUCUUGACUGAACAACCAAAGAACACAAAGCUGAUACAGCUAUUAAUGGACUCUUGUAAGAUUCUAUGUGACAGUCAGCACGUAGAAUCGUUAGUUAGGAGGAACUUUAUUCUUCAUAACUUAAAGAAGGAGCUUAAAGACGAAUUACAAACAACCAAAAUUGACAAGUUACUCUUCAGUCAGGAACUUGCGGAAAAAAUAAAAGCCAUUAGGCCAUAAAUAAAUCAGGAGAUGAUUUGAAAGCCACACCAUCGACCUCAGGUCUGCAGGCUAAGAAGAACAAUAAUAAUAAAGUACCCCCCAAGAAUUUAAACUGGCGAGGUCCUCCCCAGAAUUAUUACAGGCCGAAGGGUACUCAGAGGACGAAGGAGCCUGCACUGAAGAGCCGUCGCGACAACUCCUCGAGAAAAUCAUCGCAUCCGCAUCACAGGCGCAGCACCCGCCGAUAGAUAUGGUAAAGUUUGCCGGCCGCUUAGCUCACUUCAGCUAUCACUUCACUUCAGUGGUCACUUCUAACUAACGACAAAAUUAUACUCUCGUGGAUACAAGGUUAUCAAAUACCCUUUUCAAGGCCUGUCGUACAGCGUACGCCACCUGCCCCUAGGGCGUAUUCCGAUUCAGAGAUAACACAGUUCCGACAUUCUGUUAGCGACCUACUAUGCAUAGGCGCCAUUUCGGAAUGUCAGAGCUGUGAAGGCCAAUUUAUAUCCCCAGUUUUUUUGGUACCUAAACCGAACGGAAAAAUGAGAUUUAUCUUAAAUUUGAAAGAGCUAAACAAAUUUAUAAAUACAAAACAUUUUAAACUUAAAGACCUACGCACGGCCUUGAAAUUAAUAUCUAAGGAUAGCUAUAUAUGUAACCUAGAUCUCAAGGACGCGUACUUUUUAAUACCAAUACAUGGAUAUUUUAAAAAGUACCUUAGAUUUACUUUCCAAAAUAAAUUAUAUCAGUUCAAUGUCUUGCCGUUCGGUUUAAACAACGCACCUUAUGUUUUCACUAAAAUUAUGAAGCCAAUCAUUAGUCUGCUUAGAUCUUGCGGCUAUCUGUCCACCGUGUACCUUGACGAUUUGUUAUUGAUAUCUAGGUACCCUAAUACAUGUCUAGAAAAUGUAUCAGACACUAUAAACCUUUUACAAUCCCUAGGUUUCAUUGUAAACCAUGAAAAGAGUAAUUUAACGCCUCAUGCGAGUUGUAAAUUUUUGGGAUUCAUCAUAGACUCAAAAAAUUUAGAGGUUACUUUACCACUGAAAAGA
Cydia pomonella (codling moth) is the source of this 2355-nucleotide messenger RNA. RefSeq lists its product as uncharacterized. Gene Ontology annotation, molecular function: DNA binding. NCBI's taxonomy places the organism in Eukaryota, Metazoa, Arthropoda, Insecta, Lepidoptera, Tortricidae. The record is from RefSeq and is a predicted model, not a curated record. The transcript is spliced from 2 exons. Bases 257 to 1321 code for a protein of 354 amino acids. Gene Ontology annotation, biological process: DNA recombination; DNA integration.